AUGAACACCAACAACAAGGAUAAAAAUUGGAUAAGACGAUUAAGUGAAAUUUAUGAACAAAUGAAUAGAAAGGUGAAUUAUCCACUUUACCAUUCAGCUAAUUUUCAAUCUAAUAUGGAAAAAACAAACAUUUCUUUAAAAGAUGUUCAUUUUACCAAUACUGAUAUAAAUGUCAACCAAUCAUCACAUCAUACCAAUAUCUACAAUUAUUCAAUUCAAGAAUUAAAUUGUACAACAUCACCUGAACAUAAACUAAAUGUUCAGAAUACCCCUUUAUUGUCAGGUGAUAAUGAGCAAGUAAAGAUGAAUAUGAAUAGUCCUCAUAACCGAAUAUCUCAAGGAACUGAUGAUUCUUAUGUUUUUCAAGGUGUUAAAACUUCAGAACACAAUGUUACUGUAUCAAAUAAUGAAUGUAUAAUAGCAUCAUCAUUGUAUUCUUCUAUGAGAAGUAAACCUGGUCAGUUAGAGUAUACUCCUCAGACUGCUCCAAAUGUUAGCAGUUCUUUUAUCCAGUCUCAGAUGUUUAAUCAUGAAAUUUCUACCCAACAGUCAACUUAUACACAUCCACAACAAUCAUAUUCCUCAUCAAUAUCAAAUGUUCAACGUAAUCAUGAUCAAAUUACUAAUGGUUCAUCAAUUCAUUUAUCAAAAUGUCUACCAUCUUCAUCAUCAAGUAAUCAAGUAUAUUCAACUUUACAAUCUUAUACCAAUGAUGAUAUAAUGAAGUCGAAUACAAUUCCAUAUUCAAUGGAACCUCAAUUUUCACCACAACAUCAUUCUACUAUUCAUUCUAGUUCAAGUAAACAAUCAGUUAGCGGAAAUAUGUUCUUUACCCCGUUACCACAAACUGAUUCAUAUACAGAUACUUCAUCUGUUUCCAAUCAACAAGCAUUUGACUAUUUUGCGAAUAUUGAAAGUAUUCAUACACGUUCUCGUACAGUUUCCGGUGAUUCUGAACGCAAUACGGCAUGCAUAACGAAUCCUUCUGGUUCUUUUACCGAUCAAACACCAAGUGUACGAUCAAGAAACAACAGUGGUCCUAAUUAUUCAUAUCAAAAUUCACUUGGAAAUGAACGUCAAUAUCAAAUGCAAUCGCAACAACAACAACAACAACAACAACAACAACAACAAUCCACUAAUAGUAGUAUAUCACAACCAUCUCGUUUCUCAACUCAAAUCUCUACACAUCCAUCCUCAGUUAAAGAUGAUAUAAACGAAGAUUAUAUCACUGAACGAUUAUCUCAGGUGAAAUCAAAAGAAUAUGAUAAUUUAGAUAAGAAUCAGCAGUCAAAAGAUGGUUGGCUGUCAGGUUGGUUUGGACGUUUAAAGAAAAAUGGAGCCAAGAAUAUUCAUCUACCAGAUGAUUCUAAGCCUUCUAUUGUUUGGGAUGAUCGCCUUAAACAAUGGAUUGAUAUAAAUGAUCCUGAUGGUAGUGAAUUGAAUAAAGUUCCACCUCCACCACCGAUGACUUCAUUUACACCGAAAAUUAGUGAAGAUGAUGAGAGUAGAACAUUAAAUCCACCUAGUUAUUCAACUUUUCCAGUGUCUAAUCUGACAAAUUCUACUGCUUAUCAUCAUCCACCAACACGUAUCAGUAAUCCUCGAUCACGUUAUGUAAAUAUAAUGUCGAAUCAAACUAGUGAAACAGGAACAACUAAACUGGAAAGUAUUCUACAACCUCCUCUUCCAUACAAUCCUGGUGGUGCACGUUUGUAA
Heterobilharzia americana is the source of this 1716-nucleotide messenger RNA. Lineage: Eukaryota; Metazoa; Platyhelminthes; Trematoda; Strigeidida; Schistosomatidae. The record is from the annotation of a GenBank genome assembly.